CUUCCGCCCGGGUCCGGGCAGUAGGGGCGGGACUGUAGCUUACAGAAGGAAGUGGAUGAGUAAUUUCCAGCAGCGCGGCCGGAGGGAAGGGGAAUAAGUGCUUGACCUUGACCUUUGCAGACCCCCUUCCUGGCUACCAAGAACCCUGGCCGCAGAAGUCUGCUUCAUCCCCAAGGCUCACCACCGGCUCCUACUGGCCUGAUGUCUUCUGUCAAACUGUGGCCCAACGGUGCCUCUGCCCCACUGGUGGCUCUUGAGGAACUGGAGAAGACUGCGUUCAUUGGCCAAGGUGGCUUCGGUGCCGUGUUCCGGGCACAGCAUCGGAAGUGGGGAUAUGAUGUGGCAGUCAAGAUUGUGAACUCGGAGAAGAUAUCCAGGGAGGUGAAGGCCAUGGCUGGUCUCCGUAACCAGCACGUGCUGCUCCUGCUGGGGGUCACCGAGAACCUGGAGUGGGACAAUGUGUGCGGACCGGCGCUGGUGACCCAGUUCAUGGAGAAUGGCUCACUAGUGGAGCUGCUGCAGCCCCAGUGCCCCCGGGUCUGGCCUCUCCUCUGCCGCCUGCUGCAUGAAGUGGUGCUCGGAAUGUGUUACCUGCACAGCCUGAACCCGGUGCUACUGCACCGGGACCUCAAGCCCUCCAAUGUUCUGCUGGACUCGGAACUCCACGCCAAGUUGGCAGAUUUUGGCCUGUCCACAUUCCAGGGAAGUUCACAGUCAGGGGUAGGGUCCAGUGAGCCACGGGGCACCCUGAACUACUUGGCCCCGGAGCUGUUAGCCGAUGUAAACCGGAAGGCCUCUAUGGCCAGUGACGUCUACAGCUUUGGGAUCCUAAUGUGGGCAGUGCUGGCUGGAAGAGAACCUGAGUGGGUGGGUCCUACAUCCCUGCUGCAGGAAGCCCUGUGUGAGAGGCACAACCAUCCUCCACUGAACGAGGUGCCAGCCUCUGGCCCUGAGACUCCCGGCCUGGAGGAACUAAAGGAGCUGCUACAAUGCUGCUGGAGCCACGAGCCUGGAGAACGGCCCUCCUUCCAAGAGUGCCAGCCAGAAACCCACAACGCCUUUCGUUUGGUGCAGGACAAAUUAGACACUGCUGUCUCGAUGGUGAAAGCAUUUCUGUCUGAACGAAGGAGGCUACCUACGCGACAGUCAAGCUCAGGAGGGACACAAAUGGACAAGCCCUGGGGGACCAUGGGAAAUCAGUGCUCCAUGAUUUCUGAGCUGGCUAGCCUGACUGUGGAGGAGCCGCUUACCUCGAAGCUUGAAGCCUAUGCCAGCCUUGCCACAAGGGAACAAGGAGAACAGGCUUGGCCGCCCCAGAGAGCAGGGACGUCUCUGGACCCAAUGGUCCAGCCAUCCCAAGCCCCAGACAAGUCACUUUUCAAUAACAAGAUGCCAAACUCCAGUGGGACUGGAGCCGAUGGACAGCAG
Molecule: messenger RNA, 1428 nt
Organism: Ochotona princeps (American pika)
Lineage: Eukaryota; Metazoa; Chordata; Mammalia; Lagomorpha; Ochotonidae
Gene: RIPK3
Product: receptor interacting serine/threonine kinase 3
Exons: 8
Biological process (GO): protein phosphorylation
Molecular function (GO): JUN kinase kinase kinase activity; ATP binding
Source: RefSeq, a predicted model, not a curated record